Molecule: messenger RNA, 1324 nt
Organism: Oreochromis niloticus (Nile tilapia)
Lineage: Eukaryota; Metazoa; Chordata; Actinopteri; Cichliformes; Cichlidae
Gene: supt3h
Product: SPT3 homolog, SAGA and STAGA complex component
Exons: 12
Coding region: 164-1234 (356 amino acids)
Biological process (GO): transcription by RNA polymerase II
Molecular function (GO): protein heterodimerization activity; transcription coactivator activity
Source: RefSeq, a predicted model, not a curated record
CUCCUCUUGCCUCUCCUUUCUUUCUUUUUUGCAUUGUGUUUCAGCCACCGCAGUGUUUGAAUAUGAGGGAACUGCGCUGUAUUAUUAUUCAUAUUUUACUGCCGGAGAGGAAGUUACUGCGGUCACACCACCUGUCCAACUGUAGGAGUGUGUGGGCGUGGUUAUGAGCAGUCCCAUGGCUGGCUCCGCCCCCUCCAGCUCUAAAGACCGUCCAGCUUCAAGGAUCAAUUUUAUCCCAGAGCUACAGAGCAUGAUGUUUGCUCUGGGAGACGCUCGUAGGCCUUUGCAAGAGACUGCAGCGCUGGUGGAGGAUAUUGUACACACACAACUCAUUACUAUGCUGCAUCAUGCCUGCGAGGGAGCGGCUCUGCGUGGCUCAAGGGUUAUUUCACCUGAGGACAUCUUAUUCCUGAUGAGGAGAGACAAGAGGAAGUUGGCAAGAUUAUUAAAAUAUCUGCAGUUUAGAGAUUAUAAAUCCAAAAUACUCAAGACUCUUGACGAUGAAGACACACAGGCAGAAUCAGUGAACAAAUCGGGUGCUGUAGGUCCUGCUGGUGCUAACCAGCGGAGGCAGCGACUGGCCCAGGACUUCCUGGUGUGGAUGGAUCAGACCGGUGAACUCCUGUCAUUAGCAGAACGUCAGGAGAUAGACCCCAUCAAACAGGAGAGGAUGGAGCGUUUGGAGCGUCAGACUCGGAAUAUGGACCCGGCUCAAUAUGCUGAGUUCUGUGAGAGUCGACAGCUCAGCUUUGCUAAGAAAGCUUCAAAGUUUCGGGACUGGCUCGAUUGCAGCAGCCUGGAGCUGAAACCCAACAGCAUGGCCAUGGAGAUCCUGUCAUACCUGGCUUAUGAGACUGUUGCCCAGAUCGUGGAUUUGUCGCUCUUGGUGAAGCAGGAAAUGACAGCAAAGACGAAUCCAGUCAGUCAUGUGAUCUCUGCCAGCUACAUCCACUACAACACACAUGCUGAGCAGGUGAAGAAGGAUCCAGACUCACCUGAAGCCACCCCUCCCUCCACCCCAGGGUCCUCACACUCGUCAAAGCCCGUCCUACAAGGUAACGGCAGUGUGGAUGGGAGGGCGAGGCAGAGGAAACGUAAAAAGAGCUGUCCGGCUACAGUGGAGCCUCCCAGCGGAGCGAUCCAGCCCUGUCACAUCCGAGAGGCUAUUAGAAGAUACAACUACAGACACACAAGUGCCUAUUCCAGGAGUGGGAUGACCUUCCUCGCCUGCUGAGGACGCAUCAAUUUUUUAGGCACAUUCUUGGAUUUUGUUGUAUACAAUUUUCUUUUUCAAUUUCUAUUGUAAUAAAAACUUUUCAGUAAG